Molecule: messenger RNA, 2042 nt
Organism: Xenia sp. Carnegie-2017
Lineage: Eukaryota; Metazoa; Cnidaria; Anthozoa; Malacalcyonacea; Xeniidae
Product: RNA-binding protein Nova-1-like
Exons: 2
Coding region: 268-1365 (365 amino acids)
Biological process (GO): regulation of alternative mRNA splicing, via spliceosome; mRNA splicing, via spliceosome
Cellular component (GO): cytoplasm; nucleus
Molecular function (GO): mRNA binding
Source: RefSeq, a predicted model, not a curated record
CAAACGAUGUUCAUGAUUCCUUAUCUGUCGCCUAGGCUUUCGCUUUAGUGCAUAUUUCUCACAAAAUACUUUAGUGUUUUGUUAUGACAGGCGCCUCGAUAUCGUUAAGUCGUAGCCUGAAAGGAAAUUAAGCUCGGAAUAGGUUGAAAAUGAUAAACAUACAAUUUUAUUUGGGUUCCUCGGUAUUUAAUUGCACUUCCCAAAGUCCAUCUCGCAUUAUAAUAGUCCAAUAUCAACAAGAGUCCGUUUCAAAACGAGUUAUGUUCAAUGGACGAAAAUAUAGAUCAAAUAGACAGGCCGCUCUAUGUUCCUUAUACAUCUCACGCUAAAGGAAAGUCUCCUAUGUUAAAGACCAUGGUUCCAAACCAUGUUGCUGGUUCUGUCAUUGGUAAGAAGGGUCAAACAAUACAAAUCCUACAACAACAAACGGGGUCCCGACUUAAACUCUCUGCAGCAAAUGAGUUCUUUCCAGGCACUAAUGAGAGAGUUGUGAUUAUUUUUGGUGAGCUUCAUCAAAUCCUUGCUACUUUGGAUCUCAUCAUGGAGAAGGUCCGCAGUGAACUGCCAAGCCGAGGGAGUGCUCCAUCUGAACGUGCAAACAUGGUCAAACUCAUUGUACCACACUCAACUGCAGGUAUGGUGAUAGGAAAGGGUGGUAGCUUCAUUCGUAGUAUCACUGAAGAGACUGGAGCCAAACUACAGAUUUCACAGAAGGACACAGAAAUAUCUGGUGAACGAGUUGUCACUAUCACAGGUGAACAUGACCAAGUAAGGGCGGCUACAUCUGCAGUGGUGACCAAAUGUCAGGAGGACCCAGAACAUGGACAAAAUACAAACCUGAACUACUCUGGCUUUACUAAAAAUAAAUCCGGUUAUCAGAAUAACCCAGCAUCUUCUAUGGCGGCAAUAGGAAAUCUUUCCCAACUACUUGGUCUCACUACAAACAACCAAGAAACAUCUCCCUCCAAUUUUCUUGCCCAAGCCAACCUACUCAGUUCAAAUUCCUCUAACUCGUUGAUGCAAAAUAACCCUCUGGGGACUGGUAACCCACUAAGCGCCAUGCUGGGUAUGCAACAACUUGGGGGUAACACUAACAACGCAAUCACUACAACAGCGACAUAUGAAAUGUCCGUUCCUGAUCAUUUGAUCGGAAUAAUCUUAGGGAAAAAUGGUAAAACUCUCAAUGAGUUUAUACAAUUCAGUAGUGCCGUAAUCACUGUCUCAAAUAAAGGGGAAUACAUUACUGGUACAACAAAUCGUAAGGUUGUUAUAACCGGUGAUCCGUCUUCGGUGCAAACCGCAUAUUUUCUCAUGACUCAAAAGAUUCUUCAAGAAGCACCUAAACUAGGCAACCCGUUCGUGUAGUACAUUUUACUUUGACGUUUCUACAUCUUUUCUGAUCGCCAUGUGAUUUGUCUAUUCAAUGAUAUGUUGGCAAAAGUCCCUAUUUUUCGUUGCAGUGUAAUGAGUGUAUAUUCCUUCCCGCUUUCUUAUUUUCCUCAUCAGUCUUAAUCCUUCCGUUUUCUGUUUGUUGGUUUUUCUCACUUUCACUUUUUCCUAUUCAUUUCCCUGUUUUGCACGAUAGUGUGUGUCAUUUUCAAAGACACAUUUAGCGAACCUUUUAUCUUCAUUGGCCAUUUACGAUCUCGACUACUUUAUUACUAACGUAUUACUGUGAUCUAGGAUUUAGUUAAUAUCAUUUUGUCACUCGCUCUACACGUCACGCGCACUCGAUACCUGGACUACUUGAAGUAUUCACCAUCUGUGUGUUAUCAUUUCACCACGCGAGGAUUCGUGAAGAUCACCAUCAGAACAUUGAACUCCAUUAUCACUAAUCAUGCUGCAAACAUUUUUCAUUAUCGCCGUGCGUGGUCAUUGAACAGAACUAACAUCUAUAUCAUAUAUACUUGUUUAUAUUUCCCUGUUACUUUUAUCAAAUUAAUGACAUUGUGCAUCCAUUUGACGUCACUAAUUAUCCGAUCAAUAUUCAUCAAAUCCAUGGUUUCUAUAUCAAUUAAUCAUUAAAUCGCUUGUAAACACAA